AGUGAUAAAACCAAUUACACUUUUCACAUUAAUUUUCAUAAACAUUUAUUAAAUAUACGCUACAAUUAAUUGCACAUUCAUGCAAACAUAGCUAAUUAAUUAAAAAAAUAAGAAACAUUACUAACACAAACUCAUUUUCCCAAGUAAAAGAAAACAACAAUAAAAACAUGAAGGAUGCUAAGAAUUUUCCGGCUUUAAAAAAUGAUAAUUUAUUGAGAGCGGCACGUGGUGAACCGGUUGAUCGUGUUCCGGUCUGGGUAAUGAGACAAGCCGGCCGCUAUUUACCUGAAUUUCAAGAAGUUCGCAAACAACAUGAUUUCUUUACUAUUUGUCGGACUCCAGAGUUGGCUUGUGAAGUUACUAUGCAACCUUUAAGAAGAUUUGAUUUGGACGCUUCCAUUAUAUUCUCAGAUAUUCUAGUAAUUCCCCAGGCUUUGGGUAUGACCGUUGAAAUGCAUCCGGGAGUGGGUCCCGUUUUUCCUGAACCUUUACAAACUCCUGCCGAUUUAUCUAAACUAACACCUGAAGGAGCCGUUAGUCGCUUAACUUAUGUGGGAGAAGCUAUAACUAUGAUGAGACACAAAUUAGAGGGCAAAGUUCCUCUAAUAGGUUUUACUGGUGCUCCUUGGACUCUUAUGGGCUAUAUGAUCGAAGGUGGUGGCAGUAAAACCAUGUCCAAAGCUAAAUUUUGGCUUUCAGAUUAUCCCGAAGAUGCUAAAAAACUUUUGGAUAUGCUUACUGUGUCGAUAGUAGACUAUUUGGAAAUGCAAGUUAAGGCCGGAGCCCAGUUAUUGCAAAUUUUUGAAUCUUCUGCCGAACAUUUGCCUAAAGAAGAUUUCCUGAAAUGGUGUGUACCUUAUAUCAAGGAAAUCAAUGAUAAAUUGAAACAACGUUUGACGGAACAAGGCAUACCUUUAGUGCCCAUGACAUUAUUCGCCAAGGGUGCGGGACAUUCCUUAGCCGAACAAGCCAAAUUGGGUUAUGAAGUUAUUGGUCUCGAUUGGACGGUUGAUCCUGAAGAGGCCCGUAAACUAGUGGGACCUAAUAUUACCCUACAGGGUAAUUUAGAUCCUCAGGAUAUGUAUAAGACAACCGAAGAAAUACGUGAACUAACUACGACAAUGGUGCGUAAAUUUGGUAAAACUCGUUAUAUAGCCAAUUUGGGUCAUGGUAUAACGCCUCAAACACCUAUUGUUAGUAUGGAGACAUUAGUAGAUGCUGUCCACAAAGCCUUAUAGAUUAAGUUGCAUUUCUUUUUUUUUUUUAAUAAUAAACUUUAUAUGGUAAUGGUUUGUUAA
Molecule: messenger RNA, 1298 nt
Organism: Lucilia cuprina (Australian sheep blowfly)
Lineage: Eukaryota; Metazoa; Arthropoda; Insecta; Diptera; Calliphoridae
Gene: Urod
Product: uroporphyrinogen decarboxylase
Exons: 5
Coding region: 168-1238 (356 amino acids)
Biological process (GO): heme biosynthetic process
Cellular component (GO): cytosol
Molecular function (GO): uroporphyrinogen decarboxylase activity
Source: RefSeq, a predicted model, not a curated record